CGUAGCCCGCCUCUGGGUCCCGCCCGGUUCCCCCCAGCUGUAGCAGAGGCGGCGGCAGCGGUGGCGACAUGAGCAGCGGGGCGGCGUCCAGGACUGGGCGGGGGCGGCCCAGGGGCGGGGGACCUGGACCCGGGGACCCCCCGCCCAGCGAGACUCACAAGCUGGUGGUCGUGGGCGGCGGCGGCGUGGGCAAGAGCGCGCUGACUAUCCAGUUCAUCCAGUCCUACUUUGUGUCUGACUACGACCCCACCAUCGAGGACUCCUACACGAAGAUCUGCACUGUGGAUGGCACCCCAGCCCGGCUGGACAUCCUGGACACCGCAGGCCAGGAGGAGUUCGGGGCCAUGCGGGAGCAGUACAUGCGUGCAGGCCAUGGUUUCCUGCUGGUGUUCGCCAUUAACGACCGGCAGAGCUUCAACGAGGUGGGCAAGCUUUUCACGCAGAUCCUCCGAGUCAAGGACCGCGACGACUUCCCUGUCGUGCUGGUUGGGAACAAGGCAGAUCUGGAGACGCAGCGGCAGGUCCCACGAUCUGAAGCCUCCAGCUUUGGUGCCUCCCAUCAUGUGGCCUACUUUGAAGCCUCAGCCAAACUGCGGCUCAACGUGGACGAGGCCUUCGAGCAGCUGGUGCGGGCUGUCCGGAAGUACCAGGAACAAGAGCUCCCACCCAGCCCACCCACUGCCCCCAGGAAGAAGGAUGGGGGCUGCCCCUGCGUCCUGCUGUAGCCCAGAGAAGUGACCAGCACAAACUGGGGGGACCAGCUGCCUCGCACCCUGCCAUGUAGCCUGAGGCCCCAGCAGUUUCCUUUUCUGGGUCUCCCAGGACACACUACCCUCACCCUGACUUGCUGGCCUCCUCUGGGCCAUGCCGCUGUGUGCCUUCAGCCAACACCUCCUUUCCCCACCUAAGCCUCUGGUGGUGAGGGGGGUCCCAGGUCACUGCUGUACAUAACUCCCUUCCCUCAGAAAAAUAAACAUCACUGCCAAC
This is a messenger RNA of Octodon degus (degu), 987 nucleotides long. RefSeq names its product RAS related (gene Rras). The transcript has 6 exons. Gene Ontology annotation, biological process: signal transduction. NCBI's taxonomy places the organism in Eukaryota, Metazoa, Chordata, Mammalia, Rodentia, Octodontidae. The record is from RefSeq and is a predicted model, not a curated record. The coding region runs from base 69 to 725 and encodes 218 amino acids. Gene Ontology annotation, cellular component: plasma membrane. Gene Ontology annotation, molecular function: GDP binding; GTPase activity; GTP binding.